Zychaea mexicana is the source of this 333-nucleotide messenger RNA. RefSeq lists its product as uncharacterized. Bases 1 to 333 code for a protein of 110 amino acids. The record is from RefSeq and is a predicted model, not a curated record. The transcript has 2 exons. Lineage: Eukaryota; Fungi; Mucoromycota; Mucoromycetes; Mucorales; Lichtheimiaceae.
AUGAGCAACGGUUUGAACUCGACGGCCCGUAAACGAGCAGCACCACCUGCACAACACCCAUCUCCAUCAAAAACACCACGUACUGAAAGCAUAAUUCAUAUUGAUAAUACUUCAAGUGCCUCGUCAUCUACAAAUCGCCUUGAUUCUCCUGUUACAAUUUGUCCAGCUCCAGCACCUAUCGAUACGCAAAAUCUAGCCACCUUUAUGUUCCAUCGAUUACUAGCAAAUAUUCCACAGCAAUUACCUUCCAUGCCUCCAACACCGUCAAAUUGUUCACAAUAUGAAUAUCCUCCUGUCAGACUUCAACCAUUACAACGUUUGGUAUCAUUUUAA